GAGAAGAGUGUGCUCCAGUGCAGUGUCGCGAUCGGUUGGAUGCGUGUUUUAAUUCCCUGCGGGUUCUGCUGGGGUUUUGUAGGUGGUGUGAAUCCGGAUGUUUUUGUGUGUGAAUAUUUUCAAGCUGACUGAUGGGCCGUUUAACCGAACGAUAGAUAGUGAAUAGAACGGUACGGCAUACAGGCUGCGAGGAAGCACUUUAGUGGGAAACAGGACAGUUGAAAUCUCUCUUCUACAAUCUCGAGUUUUAACCGCACUGGACCGUCGAAAGCGGAACAAAAAGUACUAGAUUGCAAUUUGACGUUUAUGCUGUGCUGCUGAAGGUAUUCGUUUCGGUUGAAGAGAAGUUUUCCUCACCAAAAAAGGAUAUCCUUUUUACAGUGCGCGUGGAGUUUGUGUAUGUGUGUGUGUAUGCGUGAUUGUACAUAUAGUGCAUUAUCUUUUGGGGGUGGGUUCGGCGAACACUGUUUCGGGAGGAAGAAAGGAGUUUCGAUUUUCCUGUCGUCUCCCUAUAUCAGCAGUGCACGACGGUUGGUGAAAAUGAUGGCCGAAUGCUACUAACGACGAAGGUUGGGGGACGUAAAACUGCGAGUGCUGUCGAGGUUCAAACAAAAAUAAAGUAAAGAAGGAGGUUAACCGUCAUAUAAAGGGGGAGCUUUUCUAUUUCCCUUUCGCAGUCUUUGUGUCAGAUGGAAUAUUGGAAAAUUGAUUGCAAAUUAUUGUCGGUGUAGUUCCAAUAAAUAUAAAAUAGGAAGAAAAGUGUCUGAGGAAAAAUUGGUUUCAUUUUGGAGCAAAGUGUAUUAAAAUUUUAUAACAAACGGUUUGUGCAAGAACCACUGAAUAAGCAAAGUGUGUGAAAUGUGUUUAUUAUCGAAAAUUUGAAAUAAGAUAAAUGUGCUGAGGAAAAAUUGUGUAAAAAGAUUUAUCACAGGAAAGUUCAAAAUAAGCAAGAAUUUAUUAUUCACCGACUCUCUACCAGUAGCUGUAGUGGUGGCUAUUCACUGUUUUGACUUGUGAGGACCGGAGAAGGAUUUGCGAAAACUCACAAACACAGAUACAUAACUAGCAUAAACGUAUAUCCGGAAAAAGGAGGCGACUUGGAUUAUGUCUACAACACCGCACUAGUCGCGCAAUAACAUCAGCAGUAGCAAGCAACAUUGCAGGAUUUAAACUGUUCAAAAUAGAAGCUGAAUAAUAAAGAUCGACCAUCGCCUGCCAAACAACCCGGAUCCCAAAAAUGGCAGUUGCAAGUAACCUGCUGAGAAUAGAUUUGCGUGUUAGCCGGCAGCCCCAACAAAAACUGCUCUGCCACUAGCGGUGCGGUGACAAUAGCGAUUUGUUUCCGCAUUUCCGACCUUUUUUUAUUCCCAACGGAAAAGAAACCAGGGAGACGGGCCAAGGUCACUCCUGGACGACCCGGUGCACCUAAUGAAAAAAGUUUCAAUUCUCCGGUAGUGCGGUGCUUCAGUUUGAAAAAUCAUCAUUUGGUAGAAUGAAAAUGCGCCAGAAAAACGAAAACCAAAGUUGAAGAUGGAAAGUAAUUAAUCUUUGCUUGGUGUAUGUCACUUUCUGCCACUAAAAAGGGUUUCCAAUAUCAGAUGAAUGUUUUAUCACCGAUCUCAUCCGCAUCAUCGUAUCCCUAGGAGAAAUAAUUUUUACCUUCAUAUCCUAGAACGCUAGCGAAAUUUAGACGUCCGGAGACCCUCAGCUCAUCUACAAGCACAACAGCAUUUAACCCGUGCCAAGAUAGUCUGGAAGCUUUUUCCAAGCAAAGUCGAACUCAAGAUUAGACGAAGUAGGUCUAAUCUCGGAACUAGAUAGACAACGGUCAGUCAGUAGUAGGAGAGAAAAAAAAACUAGGAACGGAACGCACAUAUCCGAUCCCCAACGAACAAAUUAUUACAAGGAAAAGUCCACUGGUGCCUGGUACAUCAAGCCAACACUAUCUUCGAAACCAAUACCAAAAGUAACAGGCUCGAAACUAGCGUCAACAAUUUAAAAUUAGCGUGUAUACACAUCAGCAUAACAAGACAUCCUUUUUAACCACGCAAAGCAGGUCGUCGUUUUAGCAUCGUCGUAUAGCGAACUACACAUCACUAGCGUUCGGUCGGCGUAGAACUACGAGUAGUUUAAAAUGGGCAACAAAUGCUGCAGCAAACGUCAGGAUCAGGAACUGGCUCUAAGCUAUCCGGGCGGUUACAAGAAGGGCGAAAAUUCGUUCACUUCGAACCUAUCCGGUCCGAAGCACAACAACGGCGGUGGCUCGCUCGAUUCCCGCUACACGCCAGACCCAAACCGGGGACAGCUGAUUAAACAUCCAAAGGGCGGUGUGGACAUAAUCCGACCGAGGACGACACAACUUCUCCCCGGCCACAGUACCCGGCGGAUAGUGGUGGCCCUGUACAACUACAACGCUCGGGAGGAAACGGAUGUCAGCUUUGUCAAGGGCGACCGGAUGGAGGUGAUGGACGAUACCGAAUCGGACUGGUGGCGAGUGGUGCACCUCAAAACACGCCAGGAAGGUCUCAUCCCGUGGAACUUUGUUGCCGAGGAUCGAAGCGUCAAUAGUGAAGACUGGUUUUUCGAGAAUGUAUCUCGGAAGGAAGCGGAUAAACUGCUUCUAGCUGCGGAAAAUCCUCGCGGCACCUUCCUGGUGCGACCGUCCGAGCAUAAUCCCAACGGUUUCUCCUUAUCGGUUAAGGACUGGGAGGAAUCCAGAAGCUACCACGUAAAACACUACAAAAUUAAACCACUGGAUAACGGAGGCUACUACAUCGCAACGAAUCAGACCUUCCCCUCGCUACCUGCCCUCGUUAUGGCGUAUUCCAAAAACGCCCUCGGUCUGUGUCACGUCCUGUCGAGUCCAUGUCCAAAGCCACAGCCACAGGUGUGGGAUCUCGGACCAGAGCUGCGGGACAAAUGGGAAAUCAACCGUAACGAGGUUCAGUUGAUUCGCAAGCUAGGUCACGGCAAUUUCGGGGAAGUGUACUACGGCAAGUGGCGUAAUAACAUCGAAGUUGCGGUCAAAACGCUCCGCGAGGGAACCAUGUCGACGCAGGCCUUCCUCCAGGAAGCGGCGAUCAUGAAGAAAUUCCGUCACAGUAGGCUAGUCGCAUUAUACGCGGUCUGUUCCAAAGAAGAACCCAUCUAUAUCGUCCAGGAGUACAUGUCCAAGGGUAGUUUACUAGAUUACCUACGGACAGGUGACGGGCAGUUUCUGCAGUUUGAGGAUCUGAUUUACAUCGCGGCCCAGGUCGCAUCCGGUAUGGAGUACUUAGAGCUGAAGCAACUAAUACACAGAGAUCUGGCGGCCAGGAACGUGCUGAUCGGAGAGAACAAUGUAGCAAAGAUCUGUGAUUUCGGCCUGGCCCGGGUGAUAGCGGACGACGAAUAUUGUCCGAAACAGGGCUCUCGCUUCCCGGUCAAGUGGACGGCUCCGGAAGCGAUCGUGUACGGCAAGUUCUCCAUCAAGUCGGACGUUUGGUCGUACGGUAUCCUGCUGAUGGAACUGUUCACCUACGGCCAAGUGCCGUACCCGGGAAUGCACAGCCGCGAAGUGAUCGAACAGAUCGAACGGGGCUACCGAAUGCCAAAGCCAACGAAUCAUCACCUGCCGGAUGAUAUCUACAGCCUGAUGCUGAAGUGCUGGGACGCGAUACCGGAGAAGCGUCCGACGUUCGAGUUCUUGAAUCACUAUUUCCAGAACUUUACCGUCACCUCAGAGGUGCCCUAUCGAGAGGUGCAAGACUAAGAAGGCGAACUGUGGGAGUCUGAGUCUGAGUGAACCUUAUUUGCUUUCGGGUGGGUCCUACUACACUAGUAAGUUUAAACGUACACAAAGAAACAAAGAUGAGCAGACAUUACAUGUAGACUUUAAACUAAACAUACAUUACAUACAUACAUACACACACGCAGAGACAUUGCUUUACGUUGCUAGGAAUCGUAAUAAAAACGAGAGAAUGUGUUUAACUCAAUAGGAUAGAGAGUUAUUCAUUAGAUUGAAAUGGUUUUGAUAGCAGAAUAGGUGGCAAUACUAUGUAGGAUCAAUUUGAAACUGCGGGAAGCAACUACAAUCUGCUCAGAAAAUUGUUUUAAUUGAGACCAAAAUAGAACGCGUGAUCUUUUUUUAUUUGAAUUAUAACGGCAUUCAAAUUUACAUUUUUUUUUCGGAAGGUUUUAGUCAGUAGGUUUUAUUAUUUAACAAACGCUCUUUCUAGAAUUGCUGAACCUUGUACCCUUAGUGAACUACGUGUUUUCCGGGAGGUUAAAGUGUUAUUUAUUCCGAGGCGGGGAAGUAUUUUCAGCAUCAGGUGAUAACAUUUGAGGGUCAUUGGGUUCGAUUCCUUGGUUGCAUUUUUGUCCAUGGUUGUAUCACUGCUGGUAACUGGAAUACUGCCGAUUGUUUCAACUUGUAUCUUCGGAUUUAAUGAUAUCGUUCGCGAAAUCAGCUUCCUUACUUCCUGUCUUCUCAUUGGUGGUGUUUUUGCCGAGUGUGCUGAAUAAUGGGGCCACGAAAUGAACUUUUGCUAGUGGUUUAGCAGGUGUUACUGUUGGACAAUAGUUUGUGCUGAAGUUUCUGUAUUUGUUUUGAUAUGAUCAUUGUUUUUAUCUCGGGUACACGCGCGCAGGGGUCUCCGUAGUGUGCUGAUUGUUUACAGUAAUGACACGUGUGAGACUGAUUGUCAUAAGUACACAUUGUUGUCUGUGAAUACACAGAUCCAGAUUCCAAGGUGACAAAGGAAGGGAUGGGUCGUUUCAAUCGCAUUCUCACCACAGGCACGUUCUCGACAAUACCUGGGAAAGUAAGGGAAAAUCGUUUGCGCUUAGCGUCUCGCAACCGGAACAAUGAAGCCAUCUGUUGGUUUUACCAUAAAUACGUAAAUACAAAUCGGCAAGCGCAACACAGAGCCGCCAGCUACAAACUUUCGACAACUUUUAUUGGAUUUAAGCAACAAACACUUCAUCGGCGGAGGUACGAAAUAACAUGCUAUUGGGAGCUGGAUCACACCCACUAUCUUUGGUGUUACAACAGUAGCGUUCGAUCGUCCAUGCCGUAAUUUACUUCCAGUGCUUCGUAAAAUGACGAAUCCCCCACCCAUGCACAGAAAAAUUCUGCAAGAUGUAACGCAUCACAUCCAGACAACCGGUCCACCCAUUGCCUGUAAACCCGUAGAAAGGCUCCGCACAAAUCACGAGCAGCAAAGCUGUAAUUCAAACCAAUGAUGGAGCUGAUGGAUUUGUCGUACGUCUGCGAGGCAGCCCCAAGAAAAAUGGUGAUGGGCGGUUUGUUGGUGACUGACAAGACAAUUGUGUUGUCUUACCAGAUCGCUAUCCUGUACCUCACAUUCACGCUAAGUAGCCAAAGCCAGUUGUAAUCACUUAGCUUGGCCUGUUCGAGUUUACUACUUUCACUUGCAAAAUUUUUCAUUACGGAAAUAUUCGGUGUUCGGUCGUGAGCUGAAAGGAUAAUUUUGCAGCCAAUGCAUUAUCCAGAGCGAACACUGUCGGACCCCUUCGCCCGUUAAUUUUGACUAGAUGGCAAAGAACAAGAAAAUGAUACCGACAAUCAUCGCAUUCAAUCCCUCGUGCCGAAAAAGCUCCGUUUACAGGUUCUCUAAAUAAAGACAUGGCCGGCUUGACGCUAAAUCUAAAGAUUGGUGCGUGUAGAGAAAUCACAUUGAACCGAGAGAUUCAACAGCCUAACCAGCGGAUUACAAAGAGCGACUGUACAGAGCUUUAGCACGGACGACGGUGCACCAUCAAUGCAGCAAAGGAUAACUUAAAUUUUUGCGUGGCAGUUAUUACCAUAACUUCAGUUAUAUGUGAAAUACAUCACGUGGCAUUUCAUGUGUAGCUUCUUCUAUCUGCAUCGAAGUGGCCCAAUUAUCGUCGAUUUGACCACAGUGGGGCCAUUUAGCUGGGAUGACACGGGAGAUAACGCUGAAAUGUUCUACGGCUUCAUCAAUACAAGUGAACGUUUCAAUGAACUGCCAAUUAAAUACUGAAAACAUAGCAUUCAAUGCAAUCGCUAGGCGAAAAUGCAAAAAGUCUGAAACAGUAGACGCUUCAUAUACAAUUUGAGUGGUACUAAAGGCAAAAGCAACAGCAGAAUGAUCAGCAUCGAGAUCAAUGAAAGGUUCGAUGAGCGAGGACACGGUAGUCACCGGUCAUUCAGUGUCAUUUACGAGAAUGAGAUCCACCAGGCGAUCAAUAUGCUAUUAAGUUGUAAGUCGAAAAGAGCGUCGCUUCAAGCAAAAACGACAUAAGUGACGUGACUGUGAUAUCUUCUAACAAUGGUGGGUCGCUACAGUCGGUGGUUCGUGGCAGUUCCGUUUACCGACAUGCUUGCUGAUACGGUUGCAAAGGCCUUUUGUAAUACGCGGGUAGCAAGACUUGGUGUUUCGCUUGUGGUGCACGGAUCAAGUGAGGCAGUUUGAAUCUCAAUUAUUCAUGUAACUAACAAGAUUGUUUUGAACACCACGUAUUCGUACUACUGUCUAUCAUUCUCAGACGAAUAGACUCGUCGAAAGAUGAAUAGACUUCGUCGCACCCUCAAGGCUGCAAUCAUGUAUAUAGACUAGACUGCCCAGAAAAAUGAUGAAUUUUUGAAAACUCAAUCGGCCCACCCCUGAGUCGAUUCCUAGUCCCACCAGGAGUACUUGCACCAAAUUUGAAGCAAAUCGAACAAGUCUUACUACCGGACCAACGAGCCUGAAGUUUGUAUGGAAUUUUUGAACAAUUUACAUGGAGAAAACUCCCUAGUUCGUAUUUUCGCCACUAGGUGACACUGUAUGCAUCGUAUUAUCACUAUAAGUGAAAAUAAGAAAGAUAAUUUAAUUGUCUACAACUUUGUCGAAGACUGCUAGUCAAUCCGGCAUUGUUAAAAGAAGUUAUUAAACUUUUAACGAAGUGCUGUCUGAGUCAGUUUUGCAUGGGGCCUAGCAGUGCAUGGUUGUGUAUCAGUACUCGAGUCCCGCGAACUAUACAUUUUUGUGAAAUAAUGGUUAGAUUUAGCUGAAUAGUAUGUUUACAAUAAUUGUAUUAAAUAAUACGGGCUAUGGUUUGGUUAGAAAAUUUUAGUUCUGCCUGUGAUCGCAUAGAGGGCGCCACCACUAACUUUUCAUAGAAGAGAGAUAGAGUAUCAAGAUGUUCGGAUGAAAUACUGAAAAAUACCUGCUCUAUAACUUUGUAGAAGACACCAAAUUUCUAUCUACCUCCGUUGAAAAGUUAGUGGUGGCGCCCUCUAUGCGGUAACAGGAGGAACUAAAUUUUUUUAACCAAAGCAUGACUCGUAUUAUUUACUAUAAUUCUUGUAAACAAACCAUUGAGCUAAACCUAACGAUUAUUCCACAAAAAUGUUUAGUUCGUGUGACUCGAGUACUGAUACACAACCAUGCACUGUUAGGCCCCAUGCAAAACUGACUCAGACAGCACUUCGUUAAAAGUUUAAUAACUUCUUUUAACAAUGCCGGAUUGACUAGCAGUCUUCGACAAAGUUGUAGACAAUUAAAUUAUCUUUCUUAUUUUCACUUAUAGUGAUAAUACGAUGCAUACAGUGUCACCUAGUGGCGAAAAUACGAACUAGGGAGUUUUCUCCAUGUAAAUUGUUGAAAAAUUCCAUACAAACUUCAGGCUCGUUGGUCCGGUAGUAAGACUUGUCCGAUUUGCUUCAAAUUUGGUGCAAGUACUCCUGGUGGGACUAGGAAUCGACUCAGAGGUGGGCCGAUAGGGGUCAUUUUUUUCCUGUCACUCUAAUAUAGACUCCCAGCAUCGGUGCACUAAAUUAUCAUAGAUUUUGUUGGGCUUACGAUCUGCUACUAGAGAGGAUGUUAAUUGUUCUGUCGCCGAAAUAGUCGAUGGGCAGACAUUACGCACACUAGGAGAAUACCUGGACCUGAUAGAGAAGUAUGUCUGCCAAACGGAGUAUCUGAAUAUACGACUGGUGCAGCAACUCAAACCAUCCAUACAAAGCCUGGCGUCAUCCCCAAUGAUCAACAGACAUGUAGAAGUGUUUGUGUUAGAGCGGAUACGGUUAAGCGUUCGCUACAGCGACCCUUCGGCGUAUUCGAGCGUUAGGACAAAUUUAUGGAUCUUUUAAUAAAUGAAAAAGCAACGAAUUUCUGUCGACAGAAUCAAAUCUUCUUACGUUUACAAUUUACGGACUCGCCAUUGGUUCCAGUAAACGAUGAUACAACAAAAAUUACGUCAUCCGGAUACCGUGCGAGAUUUCUUGUAUAACUGGCUACCGUUUGAGAUUUUUUGUAUCCUUGCUGCGAAACUGGCAGCACGGAACGAUUAUCGUGGAAUAAGUUCAUUGAGCGCUGUCUCGUACACUACCGCUAGAAGCAUAACUGUCCCAUAUGCUAUGGGAAUCCCUAUACACAUGGGACAAUUAUGCUUCUAGCGGCAGUACAGGUGAUUACAAAACAACGAUCAACAUGGAUCUACGUCUAAACGUUGAACAGCGAUCAACCUGGGGCCCUAUUCUCACAGUCACGUCACCUAGUAACUAGAAGAAAAUUUCCUUCUAGUCACUAGGUGUCGUGACUGGGAGAAUAGGACCCAUGACGUAUUAAAUAUGCUACAUAACAGAGUAUGGAAUGUCGCGCUCAAACUGGUAUUUUUUCUUUUGUUUUUUUUUAAAUUUCUACAUCGAGGUAAUAAUUUAUUUCAGCCACAUUAAUUUCGUCGUUACUUGCGUUAACAUCGCAAAUGUAAUUAAUAAAAAUUUUCAGAAUUUCUACUCUUUUUGCUUUUACUAGCCCUCUUAGCGAUGGUCUUACUAGAUCCUCGAAUGACAGACGUCUCCAUCCGUUUGUGUACCUGUUUACCACUGUUGUAUAACUGUCCAUGCCGGCAUAACACAAGUAUAGGUGCUAAACUUGUGGCUGAGAGUCUCCACCGUUUGGUUGCGACAGUAUGAGUUCGUUUACCAAUAGAUAUAGGAUGGAUCUUUGCGCUUAGGAAAGUUGUUUUGCUGCUAUAUCUCGCCACGUGUGUUGUUUUCAGGACUUCGUCGUUCCACUCUUGGCAAGUCCGUUUGUUUGACAGAGUAUUGGUGAAUUGGAUCUGUGGGGGGGUUUUGUUGGAUUUGCUGGGGAAUUUGAGCUAAAUUAGAAAGGGUUAUUUUAAAGUCGGGAAGAUCUGCAGGUAUUACUGGGCGAGGAUUUACAUGAUAAAGUAGGGAUCUGUAAUAAGUAAGGGAUCCGAUCUCUCGUAAAUGUCGAUUUAUUGCAAGUGAUUUGCAUUUCAGCGCUGAUAUUUGCAGUUUAAAACCUCCCUCGUCUCUAUUGCGGGCCAGUUGCACAAUUGGGACCAGAGAAAUAUGCCCGUCAGCGAUGUAAUUUUUGCUAUGUGUACUGCAAAUGGUGACAGUAUCGAUGACAUGUACCAUAUCCUGGAAGUGCUGAACGUAUUCAACAUGAUAAUUGUUUAUUGAAGGAUUUUAACAGCAUUGGUUGAUUGUAUCCACGGGUUGUUAAUAUCAUUGCCUCCCAUGACUCCAACGUCAACGGCAAUCGACUUUCGCUCAUUUAGUUUGACACCGGCAGCUAUUUAGAAGCGAGCGAAUGGCCCUCUAAUUGCCUCGAUCUGCUUGUUCGAUGUCACAAUCACGCUAAUGUCUGCUACCAGCAAAUCGAAAUCGCAUACUACUUAAAGCCUGCUUAUCAGUGGAUGCAACUGCAACACGAAUAAGUGCAUUGGAGCGGAUCUCCUUGUCUAACCGAGUGUUGUGGUUCGAACGAGCACGACAGACGGCCAUUGAUAAGCAGUCGCGAUGUGGCUCGACUGGCGAUCCCUAAUAAAAUAUGAAUGAGAUCCUCAUUGAUGCCAAGCGAGCGCAUGGUUGCGAAGAGGAAAGAGUGUCUUACUCUAUCGAAAACGUGGUCCAGAUAGAAACUGAUGAGUUUACCGGCGCGACAACUGUGACGCAAAUCAGCAAUUCAAUGUUUGAAAGCGAGAGUGGCUUGAAAAAUGUUUCGCUCUGCGUUCGAACAUUUCUGCCCUUCGCUCAGAAUAUGGUGGCCCUUCGUCACCUGGUCUAAUCGUGUUUUUAAUAUACUGGAGAACAGUUUGUUGUCACCAUUGAGAACCGAUGUCGGGCGAAACGAUCGGGCUGUCUUCUACGAAAGCAGCGGGUAGAUUGCCGCUGAGUGCUUCGUUCAGCAAUAAUUUUUUUUCUCGAUGGAUGACUUCGAUGCGUGCGGUGGUAGAACCACCGUAGAACUUCCUUGGGAUCGCAUCACAGCCGGCAGAUUUUCAGGGUGCGCUAUCUCGUAUUGCAGCUACAAUUUCUGCUGUGGUGAUCUCGCUCAUGCAAGCCUCGUUCAGUGGUUCGUUUGGUAGGACAACUCUCUCUGAGACAAAGUUAUUUUCGUUUCGUUCACAGUACAGACUCGAGAAAUAUGCGGUUAUAUGCGCCUAGAUUUCUUGUAGUAAGUUUCAUUUAUCCUCAUGAACGUGUGCAAGAAGUUCCGUUGAAGCGCCAGCAUUUCACCUUUCAGUCGUUUGAUGGUGGGUAGCAUUUCUGGAUGUUGGUAGUGCCCGUCGAACGCUAACCGUAGCUCAGUAUAUAAUCGUAGGUGUUCGCUAUGAAAAUCCUCGAAAACUUCACGAGAUUUCCAUUAGAAAAUAGAUUUUAUCUUUUGCUUAGCAUAUUCCAACCACCAUUGCAUCCAUGAGCGGUAGUUUCUGUGCUAUCUAGUCCAGUAUUGCCAUUUAAAUUAGAAUUCACAAAAUUCUCGUCGGUCAAAAAGUUGGGCCGGAGAGACCAAGUCCACUGCUGACAUAUAUGCGAUCGAGUCGAGAUCUUGCAUUCCUAUAGACGAAUGUGAACCCUUCAUCGCUUAGGCAUAACUUCUCCCAGACAUCGUGUAAUUGUAGUUAUUGUACGGCUGUUCUGAUAGCGGGACUAGCAAUAGGGCUGCUAGAGUCGCACGUUCGAAGUACACAAUUAAAGUAACCCGCUAGAAGUACAUACAGUGUGCGGUGUCGGAGAUAACCUGCCAAUGUACCACUGAAGAAAUCCUCCUGGACGUUUGAGGAACCGGAAGGAACGUAAACAUUGCAGAUUGUCGUGUCUGGCACUCUCAAUGCGAUAAGUCGCCCGUCCAAGCUCCGCUCGACGUGAGAGACUUGGAUGUGUUUCUUCAGAGCAAAAGCGGUACCUCUUCUCAUAUGGCUUACACUGCAGAAAACGGCGAAGCUAGGCAAUAAGCUGUUUGUGCUCCACUUCUUGCAGACACACGAUAUCGAGACUUUGGCUACUGAUGAAGGUUCGGAGAGCGUUUAUUUUCGUGGGAUUUGUUGUCGUACCGAUGAUGUAGGUUGCUAUUACAGUUGCUCAUGCUCCAUUUCAUCGUCUUCGUCAUCCCAGCGUGGCUUUUUGCACGGCUGUCGGUUUCGCGUUUGUCGGCUAUUUGUAGAUGUGGAGGACUCGUCGGUUUCGGUUUCGUUCCCAUUGCUACUCUUGCUUUGUGCGCGUAUCCUUAUAGUAGGCCUUUUAAACAGAUCAGCUGCAACCGUGCUGGAGUUAAGUGGUUCGUCAGUUUGCGGUGGUGCUCGUUGCGAUAACGUCGGUCUUUGCAUUUGUUGCGGUUCUAGGCAUGAGGCAGCUACAAUCUCUGCAGGCUAGUUGCUACUGUGCGCUGUCAUACCGGCUGCCUCAGGCAGUUCUGGAAAUGUCUUUGGAGCUAGAGAUGGUGGUGUCAAUAAGCGUGGUACGGCCCCUCGCUUGUUUGCUGACUUUUUGCCAGCCGAACUUUUCGGUUGCGGUUGUGGCACGUUUUGUUUUGCCACAUUUACGUACCUCUUUUGAAUCAGCAGUUUCUUGUUUUGGACACAAAAUAUGCCUGUGUAUGAUUGCUCUUUACAGUGUCGGCAGGAUUGCAGUUGUCCUUUGUACACAACGAACGCUUGUUCUUUUUUAUGAUUAUCCGGGCCGACCAGAUGCCGAGUGGUAUGCCACCGAAUUCGGAACCUUCACCCCAUGUCAACUCACGAAUCGUUAGCACAUCACCGUACGUGCUCAAAAAUCAGCAAUCUUCUUUUCGCUCACACAUUCGGGGAGGUCAAACAUUUUUACUUUAAGGUGCAGAUAUGUGGAAGCCAGGAACGCACGCUUGUUGCUAGGCACCGACGCGCUUGUUUACAUUGAGAAAAAAUGGAAUUGGAAGUGAAAAUUCAAACGCACAAAUGAGAGUUUUCGGACAUUUUCCUUCGGUCAUCUGCACCUUGGAAGAAAAUUUGAAGUUUUGUUAGUAAACGAUUAAAGUUUCGUGGGAGUUUUGUGCAGUGGUGCGUGAUUAAAGUGCAUUUGAAAAAGUGCACUGAACAUGAGAAGAAGAAAAAUAAGAGUGUUUCGAAAAGAAACCCCAAGUGAAGAGGGGUGAUACUUUCGCACAAAAUAAGAGCUACGGAUGGAAUUCCGUCAAAAACUCGGCUUGAUUGUAUAGUAAAUUGUUCUAGAUUCGGGGUACACCGGCAAGGUUAGUGUAUUGAAAAUAUAUUUUUAUAUUUGCUCAUGUCAGAUACAUGGUUAGGCAGGGGAGAGGGGUGUGUGCGGCGUAGGAGCUAUGUUGUGGCUCGCUUGUAUAAUGUUCUUAACACUUCCAUCUUCCAUGGUUAUUCGAAGUUCGUGUUCGUCCACCACUGACCCCAACGAAAGCACACGCUCCACUUCGGUGGCACUGUACUCUCUUGGCAUCUUCCAGUUUCAGGUCCAGCAGUAUACGGCAAAAAGAAUGCACUUUUUCAAAUGAUGGCUUAACGGGAAAGCUCGAAGUUUUUCAAUAGUGUUUUCUCGUUUCAUUGCGGACCCUGAAGACGCAACGCGGCACAGAUAACUCGGG
Topomyia yanbarensis is the source of this 12851-nucleotide messenger RNA. It is a transcript of the gene Src64B, whose product is annotated as tyrosine-protein kinase Src64B. Gene Ontology annotation, molecular function: non-membrane spanning protein tyrosine kinase activity; ATP binding; signaling receptor binding. Gene Ontology annotation, biological process: protein phosphorylation; cell surface receptor protein tyrosine kinase signaling pathway; innate immune response. The transcript is spliced from 6 exons. Lineage: Eukaryota; Metazoa; Arthropoda; Insecta; Diptera; Culicidae. Gene Ontology annotation, cellular component: extrinsic component of cytoplasmic side of plasma membrane. Bases 2135 to 3751 code for a protein of 538 amino acids. The record is from RefSeq and is a predicted model, not a curated record.